CAGAGGCAAAUACGCGACGGUAUGCCGCUGCGUGCAUCGUCAGACAGGUUCGGCGUUCGCCGCGAAGUUCGUGAAGAAACGUCGCAGGGCUCAGUGCCAACAGAGGGAGAUCCACCACGAGAUCGCGGUGCUGAUGCAAUGCAGGGGCACAGGAAGGGUGGUCAGGCUGCACGAGGUGUACGACCAACAGCACGAGAUGGUGCUGGUGCUCGAGCUGGCUGCUGGCGGCGAGCUGCAGCAUAUACUGGACCAGGGGCACUGCUUGCAAGAGGUGGAAGCUAGGAAAGCAAUGAAACAAAUAUUAGAAGGCGUAGCUUACCUUCAUGAUAGGAAUAUCGCACACUUGGACCUGAAACCACAAAACCUCCUACUGUCAGUUGAAGACUCAUGUGAAGACAUCAAACUCUGUGAUUUUGGCAUUUCCAAAGUGCUACAACCUGGUGUUACAGUACGAGAAAUAUUAGGUACUGCAGACUACGUAGCCCCGGAAGUGCUGUCGUACGAACCGAUCGGCCUGAGCACGGACGUGUGGAGCAUCGGCGUAUUGGCGUACGUCCUCCUGUCCGGCUUCAGCCCUUUCGGCGCUGACGACAAGCAACAGACUUUCCUGAAUAUCAGCCGAUGUUCGCUUAGCUUCGAACCCGAACAUUUCGAUGACGUCUCAACGGCGGCGGUGGAUUUCAUCAAAUCGGCGCUGGUCGUCAACCCCAGGGACCGGCCUUCGAUUCACGAGAUGCUGGAUCAUCCGUGGAUCUCGUUAAAGACAAAUCUGCCAGCCCAACUGCCGUCGUCGACAACGAACACCUCAAACGAGAACGGACACUACCAGACAUCCUCAUCUUCGUCAUCCACACUACCUCAACCAAGGUCCACACCGAUGACGCAACGCAAAAGCUUCUCGUGCCUGCCCUCCAUAGAGUCCUCUCCAGGCAGCAGUAGCAGCACCAUGGGCACGGUGACCGCGACCGCUUCCCCUAAACCUUCCUCCUCCUCCUCCGCCGCCUCAUCCUCAACGACAUUCUCCUGCAGCAACGAAGGCGCAACAGCCACAGCGGUCCUUCAAUGCCUGUUGUGCGGCCCCACCUGCAGGCGGCACCACCAUCACCACCACGGUGUUAGGGUAGGGGUAGUUGCGGGUGGUAAGGCAUCGCCUGCGCCCCCUAUAGCCGCGGCGGCGCUGGAUAGGGGCAUAUUGUGCUAG
This is a messenger RNA of Acanthoscelides obtectus, 1201 nucleotides long. NCBI's taxonomy places the organism in Eukaryota, Metazoa, Arthropoda, Insecta, Coleoptera, Chrysomelidae. The record is from the annotation of a GenBank genome assembly.